This is a messenger RNA of Bactrocera tryoni, 553 nucleotides long. RefSeq lists its product as uncharacterized. The transcript is spliced from 4 exons. NCBI's taxonomy places the organism in Eukaryota, Metazoa, Arthropoda, Insecta, Diptera, Tephritidae. The record is from RefSeq and is a predicted model, not a curated record. Bases 7 to 546 code for a protein of 179 amino acids.
UUCAAAAUGGCAAGGUUGCUGAUACAACACAUUUUAUUUAUAAAUUUCGCGCUUUUCGGAUAUGUGCACCCGACAGUUAUGCCCACCAAUCUGGAAUGUGAUUUUAAUAGAGAAGUUUGCGAUCCCUCCAAAUGCCUGUUGCAGCAGGGACGUGGAAAAUUUAAAUACCUAACUGCAGCCUGUAACUUUAUAAAGCCAGUGAAAGCUUUAUUGAUAGAUAUUGAGUUAUUGCGCCGCAACAAAUUGGGUAAUUACGAAAGCCUGAAUAUGCGGGCAUCCGUAGAUGUUUGUAAGUGGGAAAUGGUUAAAGGUGGCAAUGUCGCUAUCAAUAAUAUCAUGGCAGUGAGCUUGCGCAGAUUAAGCAGCACAAAGUGUCCACUACAGGGUAACAUGAAUGUAACGCGUAUGCCAUUAUGGCUUUUCAUAGUGGAAGGUUUUCUUCCUGAUGCUGAAUAUAAAAUGUUCGUUAGAACACACAAUGAUGCUAUGUCAGUAUUAAAUUUGAAUCUUUCCUUUAGUGUCGCUUCGGCGAAAAAUCGAAAAUAAAAGUGUA